Messenger RNA from Brassica rapa (field mustard), 1111 nucleotides. RefSeq names its product proteasome subunit beta type-4. Lineage: Eukaryota; Viridiplantae; Streptophyta; Magnoliopsida; Brassicales; Brassicaceae. The record is from RefSeq and is a predicted model, not a curated record. Gene Ontology annotation, cellular component: proteasome core complex.
UUAGAUUGGGCCGAGUUCAAGUCGAGUUGGGUUUAUAACAGAACUAAACCGGUCAAUUAGCGGAUCAGACCGGAUUUAGUUUGUUUCUUGAGGCAAAGGAAACCCCGAAACUUUUUUUUAUUAGUGAGGUAAAAUAACAAAAUCAAAGCUUUCAGAUCUUGAACAAGAACCUAAUCUCUCUCUCUCUCGCGCUUGCUACGAAAAAAAUGACUUUUACUAUUCCGAUUGAUAACGGAGAUGCCUUGAAGAAUGCAGAAGCUGAUUCACAAAGAACUCUGUACCCGUAUGUGACUGGGACAUCGAUUGUCGCAAUCAAGUACAAAGAUGGGGUUCUAAUGGCUUCCGACAUGGGAGGUUCAUAUGGAUCCACGUUAAGAUACAAGAACAUUGAGAGAGUGAAGGCUAUUGGUAAGCAUUCUCUUCUCGGUGCCAGCGGAGAAAUCAGCGACUUUCAGGAGAUUCUUCGUUAUCUUGAUGAGCUCGUGUUGAACGAUAACAUGUGGGAUGAUGGUAACUCUUUGGGACCAAAAGAGGUUCACAACUAUCUGACUCGUGUCAUGUACAACCGCCGCAACAAGUUUAACCCUCUCUGGAACACCCUCGUCCUUGGCGGCGUCAAAAAUGGGGAAAGCUACCUCGGCAUGGUGUCAAUGAUUGGUGUUAGUUUCGAGGACAAUCAUGUUGCCACUGGAUUUGGGAACCACCUAGCUAGGCCAAUCCUUCGUGAUGAGUGGCGUGCGGACCUGAGCUUCGAAGAUGGUGUCAAGCUCCUUGAGAAAUGUAUGCGUGUGCUUCUUUACCGUGACAGAUCUGCUAUUAACAAGCUUCAGAUAGCGAAGAUCACGGAGGAAGGGGUGACUGUCUCUCAGCCCUACUCAUUGAAGACGUUUUGGGAGUUCCAGGCUUUCCACAACCCAACUGCUGGUGCUCAAGGCUCUUGGUAAGAAAGCCUUAUCAAUCUUGAGACCAAGCUCUGCCUAUUUAUUUUAUUUCAUGUGAUGUUGUUAAAAUACUCUCUACUGUAGUGGAUUUCCUGGUGGUUAUCUCAAUGAAAUUUUCUGAAGACAUUUGGACAGUUGCAUCUCUUAAAUACUACGUAUUCUAUAAGCUU